UUCUGCAAACUGAUUUUGAUUGAUGAAACCGAAGAACAUACCAGAAUGAAAAUCUAAAUCCGGCGGAAACAAUUUAACAUCUCCGAAAGCAUAGCCCAUUAAUUUAAAUAGAGGUAUAUACUUAACUUUAUUACUCACUGUUUUGGAAGUGAGAAGCAAAUUACGCUAAACUUUUUUUUUUUUUUUUGUCUUUAUUACUCUACUAGUUUUUCUCCUAAUUACUGUACAUGACUUAUGGCUCAGUUACUCUAUAAUUAACCAGUCCACACCCUUAGGUAACAACACUCUCCACUUCCAAGUAUUGAACCCUUACCUCCGCAAGCUCACCUGAAACUAUUUCCCUCUCACUUACUCUCAUGUUCGGAGUCACGACAAAACUGGAUGAUCUAAUGGGUACCACAACCACGCCAACCACAAUAUACGUGGACCCACCUCCCCAAGACCAGCCGAGUCAUAGCUCGGACCACCGUUCAAUAGAAACACUCGUUGUCGUGUUAGCCGUCAUCACCAUUUUAUCCGUUUUAGCAAGCAUCUUCGCUCGGCUCUGCGGCGGCCGUCAUUUAUCUAACGCCGGAGACCACGACAUCGAAGGUUGGGUCGAGAGAAAGUGCCGUAGCUGCAUUGAUGCUGGCGUCCCCACGGUCGCCGCACCUCCUCCUCCAGCGACGGAAGCAACAGUGGAGGAGCAGGGUAAGGCAGCAGCCGCGGAAGAGCAAAGCAAGAAGUGAAGUAAGAAAAUGGGUAUUCUUCGAUUAAGCUCUUAACAUUAUGUAAUCUCAUUAACUUUUAAGAUGUCAUUUUGUAUGUACCUUAUUCUACAAACAUUGAUUUGAGAUUUUUCUCUAAUGUUUAAUGAUAAGUAUUUGAAAAAAC
Messenger RNA from Brassica napus (rape), 873 nucleotides. RefSeq lists its product as uncharacterized. The transcript has a single exon. Lineage: Eukaryota; Viridiplantae; Streptophyta; Magnoliopsida; Brassicales; Brassicaceae. The coding region runs from base 357 to 728 and encodes 123 amino acids. The record is from RefSeq and is a predicted model, not a curated record.